CUGCCUAGCAUCGUGGUCGUGUUGUCGAUGCAAGGGAUUCUACAACUGCACUUAACCAGUUUGAGGCUCCCUUUACACUGGCGUGCCCAACGGCCCGCCAUGACACGCACACGGGAUAUCGGUGGACGAGCUCUGCAGUUGACCCGGCAGGAGCGAUUUCGUCAUCGGAGGAACGAGAGAUUCGUCGAAUUGAAAGGUGUUUCAGCGGAGAUGCUGACGCUCUACAUCGGUGGAGAGCGACAAUGGGGGAGUGGAAGCUGCCCCUCCUUGUCACUUCCUGACAAGGAGGGGCUCCAAGGAGGCCGCGACAACGCAUGGGCCUCCGGAGACUCACCGCAGCCACCUCCGAACAACACCAACACGCCGGCUGCCCCUCAAGUCACAGACAGACGACUGUCCGGGGGCAUCGCCAAGGCUGAUCAGCUCGACGUCCAGGCUCGCACCAAGCAGUCCUGGAGGGGACGGACGCAUCAGGUCCCGAUCUAACGCCUCGUGACUCCUCGACCCGUCAGCGAGAGAAAUCCGA
Messenger RNA from Penaeus chinensis, 526 nucleotides. RefSeq lists its product as uncharacterized. The transcript is spliced from 4 exons. The record is from RefSeq and is a predicted model, not a curated record. NCBI's taxonomy places the organism in Eukaryota, Metazoa, Arthropoda, Malacostraca, Decapoda, Penaeidae. The coding region runs from base 28 to 486 and encodes 152 amino acids.